Messenger RNA from Camellia sinensis, 2940 nucleotides. It is a transcript of the gene MCM4, whose product is annotated as Minichromosome maintenance (MCM2/3/5) family protein. Gene Ontology annotation, cellular component: MCM complex; nucleus. Gene Ontology annotation, biological process: double-strand break repair via break-induced replication; DNA replication; mitotic DNA replication initiation. Gene Ontology annotation, molecular function: ATP hydrolysis activity; single-stranded DNA helicase activity; ATP binding. NCBI's taxonomy places the organism in Eukaryota, Viridiplantae, Streptophyta, Magnoliopsida, Ericales, Theaceae. The record is from RefSeq and is a predicted model, not a curated record.
ACAACCAUUUCCCGCCAAAUCUACCCCUCCAACACUGAUCUCGAGUCCCCUCCGCCCCCCAAAAAAACCCUUCAACUGCCAAUUCGUGUUCCCGCCAAAUCUCUCUCUCUCUCUCUCUCCAGCCAUGGCAUCCGAUUCUUCUCCGGCCAAUCUCCAUGGUAGACCUUCCUCUCCCGAUGAUUCGAUCUCGAGUCCAAUUGGCAACACAUUCUCCUCUCCCGGCCACGCCACAGGCCGGAAGCGCGGCCGCCGAUCGUCCGCCGCCACACCAACUCCACCCCCUCCCCAUCACUCCCGAUUCGCCGCCGACGCUGUUACCCCUACGCCCUCCACCUCCCGUCGAAGAGGAAGAAGUGCUUCCAUGUCCUCUCCUGCUCCUCCUCCCGCAGCCGCCGCCGCCACCCCUUCUUCUGCCGACGAAGCCCCUCCUUCCUCCGAUGGCGACGAUGCUGACGAUGCCCCCCCUCCGAUGUUCGUUUGGGGCACCAACAUUAGCGUUCAGGAUGUCAAUGCCUCUAUUUUACGCUUUUUGAGGCAUUUUCGUGAAAACCCUUCUCACACUGAGGGAAAGUACAUGAGGGCCAUUCAUCAUGUGAUUGAUGUUGAGGGAGAUUCACUCGAUGUUGAUGCACACAAUGUGUUUGAUUACGAUACUGAUUUGUAUACCAAAAUGGUUAGGUACCCUCUCGAAGUUCUUGCUAUUUUUGAUAUUGUGCUUAUGGAUAUGGUUAGUCGAAUCAACCCCUUGUUUGAAAACCACAUUCAAGCUCGCAUUUUCAAUCUCAAGACCUCUACAUCCAUGAGAAAUCUUAACCCUUCUGAUAUUGAGAAGAUGAUAUGUUUGAAAGGAAUGAUUAUUCGGAGUAGUUCAAUUAUACCCGAAAUCCGAGAAGCAAUUUUUAGAUGCCUUGUAUGUGGAUACUAUUCUGACCCCAUUGUUGUGGAUCGAGGUCGAAUUAAUGAGCCUACUGUGUGUGGAAAGCAAGAAUGUCUUGCCAAGAAUUCCAUGACACUUGUGCACAACCGAUGCAGGUUUGCUGAUAAACAGAUUGUUAGACUACAAGAGACACCAGAUGAGAUCCCUGAGGGAGGGACACCACACACAGUGAGCUUGUUGACACAUGACAAGCUGGUUGAUGCUGGGAAGCCAGGUGACAGAGUUGAGGUCACUGGGAUUUAUAGGGCCAUGAGUGUCAGGGUCGGUCCAACACAGAGAACAGUGAAAUCUUUAUUCAAGACUUACAUAGACUGUCUUCAUUUAAGAAAAACGGACAAGUCAAAAAUGCAGAAAGAGGAUGCUAUGGAAAUUGAAAAUGGCUCAAGUAGAAAUGAAGAAGACAACCCUGUUGACUAUGAGGACAAGGUGGAGAAACUGAGAGAGCUGUCAAGGUUGCCUGAUAUAUAUGAGAGGCUAACUAGGUCUUUGGCACCAAACAUAUGGGAGCUCGAGGAUGUGAAAAAAGGCCUUCUAUGCCAGCUUUUCGGUGGGAAUGCAUUGAAGUUGACCUCUGGGGCUAGCUUUCGUGGUGACAUCAACAUUCUCCUUGUUGGUGACCCUGGAACCAGCAAAUCUCAGCUGCUCCAAUAUAUACACAAGCUAUCUCCUCGUGGCAUUUACACCAGUGGAAGAGGAAGCUCUGCUGUUGGAUUGACUGCUUAUGUUACUAAAGAUCCCGAGAGUGGAGAGACUGUUUUGGAGAGUGGAGCCCUGGUUCUGAGUGAUAGAGGCAUUUGCUGUAUUGACGAAUUUGACAAAAUGUCUGACAGUGCAAGGAGCAUGUUACAUGAGGUGAUGGAACAACAAACUGUUUCAAUAGCAAAAGCAGGUAUAAUUGCUUCACUAAAUGCUAGAACAUCAGUAUUGGCUUGUGCAAAUCCAAGUGGCUCACGAUACAAUCCCCGCUUGUCAGUAAUUGACAAUAUACACCUUCCUCCUACAUUGCUGUCCAGGUUUGAUUUGAUUUACUUAAUUCUCGACAAGGCUGAUGAACAGACAGACAGGCGCCUUGCAAAACAUAUUGUUGCAUUACACUUCGAGAAUCCUGAGACUUCACAAGAGGAUGCCUUGGACCUUCCGACAUUAACUGCAUAUGUGAGUUAUGCCAGAAAUCAUAUACACCCACAGUUAUCUGAUGAAGCUGCAGAACAGUUGACACGAGGUUAUGUUGAGAUGAGAAGAAGAGGAAACUUCCCAGGCAGUAGCAAAAAGGUGAUAACAGCAACGCCUAGGCAAAUUGAGAGUCUGAUACGUCUCAGUGAAGCAUUGGCUCGGAUUCGCUUCUCAGAAUUGGUGGAGAAGAAAGAUGUGAUAGAGGCUUUUCGUCUUCUGGAAGUUGCAUUGCAACAGUCUGCAACAGAUCACUCCACUGGAACCAUUGAUAUGGAUCUCAUUACAACUGGGGUCUCUGCAAGUGAAAGGAUGAGAAGGGAAAAUCUGUUAUCCGCAACUCGCAACAUAAUUAUGGAGAAGAUGCAGAUUGGAGGGUCCUCUACUCGGUUCUUGGAGUUACUGGAAGAGUUGAAGAAGCAAAGUUCCGGUGCUGAAGUCCACCUUAGUGAUCUACGAAAUGCACUUUCUACCCUUGCAAGUGAGGGAUUUGUUACUGUUCAUAGUGACAGCGUAAAAAGAAUAUGAUGAAGACAGCAGAUGAUCAGAGUGGGGGCGAGUUGACAUAAUUGAUUUUAUUGCAAAGUUCACAAUUUACGGUAGACCUGUUAUGAGAGCAGUGAAAGAAGCUAUUGCUGCUGUGCACAAGUUUUAAUUUGCAGCAGAAUGAGAAAGUUCCACCUUGGGGCCUAAGACAAAUGUUAUCAAGCCUCAGAAUUACAUGCAACUUGUAAAUGACUCUUUGCUGCGAUUUGUUUAGUAGUUGAAUAUGGUUAAUGUACUGGUUAUUCUUGAUGGUUGAGUAGAGAGUUCUGUCUGUUAAUCUCCUGGAA